Parathielavia appendiculata is the source of this 1380-nucleotide messenger RNA. Its product is annotated as aldolase. Gene Ontology annotation, biological process: carbohydrate metabolic process. The transcript is spliced from 2 exons. Gene Ontology annotation, molecular function: zinc ion binding; aldehyde-lyase activity. The record is from RefSeq and is a predicted model, not a curated record. The coding region runs from base 354 to 1220 and encodes 288 amino acids. Lineage: Eukaryota; Fungi; Ascomycota; Sordariomycetes; Sordariales; Chaetomiaceae.
UGUCUCGAGUGCUUGAUGCCGCUUUGAGAGGGGCCAAUGAUGGUGUUGAGUGAGCUCUCCAUCAACGCAGACAGUACAUAACUCCCGCUUUCAGGCUAAUAUCCCAUGCAUACCCGUACUGGCUUGGCUCUUGGCGCCUCAAGUGGGUGAAGCCCAAUUGGGAAACCCGAAGCAUCUUUCGCCUUGGUUGACGAGAUCGGAGAAUAUCUAAUCCAUGGACUUCAACAUCAUUAGCAAGCACCAAACAACACCGUCAAAUACAGCAUACAACUGCUUCACUUUCAAACAACCACCACUCUUCUGAGUCUUCCCACAACCAGCUUCACCACACAGCCCACAACGAAACAGCCAUCAUGCCCCGCCCACCCCUCGCCCAGAAUCGCACCAUGACGAUUCUCAACGCCGCCAAAGCCGGCGGCUACGCGGUCCCCGGCAUGUGCUGCUACAACAUCGAGUCCAUCAUUGCGACCGUCCGCGCUGCCGAGGCGGCCCACUCGCCGGCCAUGGUGUUGCUCUUCCCCUGGGCGAUACAGUACGCGGGCGACGCGCUGGUCAAGGCAGCCGCCGAGGCGGCGCACUCGGCGUCAGUACCCGUCUCGCUACACCUCGACCAUUGCCAGACGCCCGAGCUGGUGCGCCGCGCCGCCGACAUUGAGGACGGGUUCGACAGCAUCAUGUGCGACAUGAGCCACUACGAGAAGGAGGAAAACCUGCGGUUGACGGCCGAGUUAGUUGCAUAUUGUCACGAGCGGGGCAUCGCGGCCGAGGCGGAGCCCGGGCGGAUCGAGGGCGGCGAGGACGGGGUGGCGGAGACGGCCGAUUUGGAGGGGUUGUUGACGACGCCUGAGGAGGCUGAGGAGUUUGUGGCGACGGGGAUCGAUAUGCUGGCGCCCGCGUUUGGGAAUGUGCAUGGCGAGUAUGGACCGCGGGGCAUCCAGCUCGAGUAUGACCGGCUACAGGCCAUUAAUGAGAGGGUCGGGGAGAAGGUCAGGCUGGUGCUGCAUGGCGCGGACCCGUUUGAUGAGGGCAUCUUUCGGAAGUGCAUGGCCGGCGGGGUGACGAAGGUGAAUAUCAACAAGGGCAUGAACAAGCACUAUGCGAGGGUGCAGGAGGUGAUGAAGGGAAAGCCCUUGACCAGCGUCAUUGAGGCCGGCACCAACGAGAUGCAGAAGGCCAUUGAGCAGUACAUGCACUGGCUUGGGAGUGCCGGGAAGGCGUAGGCGCAGCAGGUCUUGGGAUGCCCUAAAAGAUGUUUGCAUUCAGAUGUAGAUGGAAAGUUGUUAAAAAGGAUGGUUUCAGGAACUGGUUCGCAAUCUGCUUGAUUUGAACAAUUUAGGAAGCAAAACAGACAGUCGAGAAGUACCGAAACUGCCCGCAGCG